Molecule: messenger RNA, 538 nt
Organism: Tupaia belangeri chinensis (Chinese tree shrew)
Lineage: Eukaryota; Metazoa; Chordata; Mammalia; Scandentia; Tupaiidae
Gene: CD52
Product: CD52 molecule
Exons: 2
Coding region: 104-346 (80 amino acids)
Biological process (GO): positive regulation of cytosolic calcium ion concentration
Cellular component (GO): sperm midpiece
Source: RefSeq, a predicted model, not a curated record
UGCCACCUGCUUCAAAAGCGGCCAGGCUAAACCGAGGCCUGCAGAUAGCCCUGCGCUGGUCUUCAAAGGCAGCUCCCAGGACGGCCACCCAGGUCCUCCCGAGAUGAAGGGCUUCCUCUUCUUCCUCCUCACCAUCAGCCUCCUGAUUAUGAUUCAGCUACAACCUCUAGUCUUGACAGGCUCGAGCACCCCCCCCACCAAAGUCUCCACAAGAGCCACCGCCAAGAAAGCCACCAAGGGAGCCCCUGCUGCCACCUCCCAGGGCGGGCCCCCGGUGCUCAGCAUGGCCGAAGGAGGCUACCUUCUCCUCUUGGUCAACAUCCUCACCCACUUCUACCUCAGCUGAGGGGACACCUAGCCUGGCUCCGUGCCCCGAGGCAGCUGAGAACUGGCAAGCAAGGGGUGGGAUUGAUGCCGGAGACCACCAGGCUGCGACACUGCCAGGUGGUGUCGGGGCAGGGGCAAUGGCAAGACGGAGAUCGUGUGGAGGCGCAGGCACCACCCAGGUGGGGGUCAAUAAAGUCUUCCUGGUACUUGG